CUGGCCUGAUAGUAGCAUGUUUCACGGGAGCAGGUACGUUAUAGCUUGAUUACUUUAAAACUUGGUAAAAACUAGUUGUGAUUCUGAUACGUAGUCUUGUCGAUUGUAGAUUGUGCUUGAAAUGCUUCUACUGCCAAAAUUCGAACCCGCGGCCUUCGGACUAGGAAAAUAGUGUUCAGUCAAUAACCGUCUGUGCAUGCAUUAUUAAAUAUAUUACAUCGAACACCUUUAUCCUGGUAUCAUAAAUAUAAAUAAUAGCAUUUUGGAAACAAAAUUGAAUUUAUUUAUUUUGCGUUCAGAGCUGUUUUCCAGCAAUAUUUCAGUUAUGUAGUGGCACACAAUUAGCCUGUACCAGCAUAUUAAGUAACUGCCAACUUCUCCAUUCAGACACGACGUUCUAUUUGUCUCAAAAUAUCACGGAGAACAUCUACUCAUACUAGAUCUGAGCUUUCCCUACUGAGCUAUUUCUGAUGUUAUGCACCAAAACAAUUAUUGAUCGGUUAACACAUUUAACAACUGUCUCCUAUAAAUCAUCAGUCCAUAGAUAAUGUUACAUGACCGGUUAAAGGUCAACUGGGCUACAGUCAAUAUUUGAAAACAAAUCUGGUCUUCUAUCGAACCUCGGGUAAUAGUUAUACUAUUGACCGGAAAGACAUUCCUGUAUAUGUAUACUACAGUCCGUUGACUUAUAUAAGAAGUCUAAGUAAUAGUUAUAUAUGUAGACUAAUUUGAACCUAUGACUUUCAGAUGGCGUCACCGGUUUUAACCAGUAUCGAGUAAACGACAGAACGAGUUAGGAAAGGACUAGCAACGCGUACAAGUUCCGACUGAAUGGUGCAAAUACAACAUAUAUUUAGAACGGCGGAGCCUGAUCCAACCGAAGGCAGUACCGAUCUACGCCUUCAAACUUUGAUUGAUAGCUGAAAGGUCUAGUGACGAUAAAAUACUCGCACGUGCCGAGGAGAGCAUAUUUUCAGGUUUAGCUUUAAUAAUGAACUAGCUGUACCUCUGCAACCGUCUGAUGUUUUUAAAACUUGCAGCCUGAACCUUUUGCUUACUAAAUGGAAAAACAGUAGUGCAACAAAAAUGUAAAGUUUUCACUAAGUAUGGACAUGGAUGCCCUGAGUUUGGAUGAGUAUGAGGAAUUACAGAGGGCAGCCUUGGAACGUCAGGAGAUCGUAGCCAAAUAUGAUAAGGGUCGUGAAGAAGGGGCUCAGAUUGACCCGUGGGAGGACCCUGCUUUUGAAGUGUACCAGGUGACAGACAGAUAUGGAUUUAUACAUAACAAGGCCCUACCUCAUAUGACAGAUGCAGCUGAAACUAAGGCAAAACAGAUAGAAUUGGAAAGAACAACAAAAUGGGUGAAGAUGAUAAAAAAUUGGAAAAAGUACUACCCAGGGGAAAAAUUAACAAGGAGGGUAUACAAAGGAAUCCCUGACAGAUUAAGGGGUGAAAUAUGGUGCAAACUGCUGGGUGUGAGCUUCAUCAAAGCAGAACAGGAUGGUGUUUAUAAUCGUAUGAAAAGUAGGGCACGUUCAAUAUCUCCACAUAUCCGACAGAUAGAUUUAGAUGUAAAUAGGACGUACAGGAAUCAUAUCAUGUUCCGGGAAAGAUACGGAGUCAAACAACAGGCAUUGUUUCACGUUCUAGCCGCAUACUCCAUGUAUAACACAGAGGUGGGAUAUUGUCAGGGGAUGAGUGAAAUAGCUGCUCUACUUCUCAUGUAUCUCAAUGAAGAGGAUGCAUUUUGGGCAUUAUCACAAUUGUUUACAGACAAAAGACAUGGGAUGCAUGGUUUCUUCAUACCGAAAUUUCCAAAGUUGUUACGAUUCCAGGAACACCAUGAUAAUGUGUUAAAAAAGAUCUACCCUAAAAUUCGAAGACAUUUGGAGAAGGAGGGGAUAGAUUCUGGUCUUUACACAAUAAAAUACUUUUUACAGUGCUUCUUAGAUAGGCUUCCAUUUACACUGACAUUAAGAGUAUGGGAUAUUUUCAUAUUAGAAGGGGAGAGAAUUCUUACUGGCAUGAGUUACACCAUCGUUAAACUUCAUAGACGGAAGAUUAGAAAACUCAAGAUGGAUACAUUACUGACAUUUUUCCAGUCUGAUUUGGAAGCUGAUUUUAAAUAUGAUGAUGAUACAGUGAUAGAUCAGCUUCAGAUUGCACUAGAAGAACUUAGGAAAGCUAAGCUAGAUCUCCCACAGAAAAGUACAGUUAAUGAACUUCCUACCUUGCCAUUUGGUUUAGAAAUUCAGCCAAGUGUUCGUGAGAUAAUAGCUAAGCAAUCUGAUGAAACAUUUGAUGAACAUUUUAGGAAGAAUGCUAAAGGUGGAAAAGCAGCGUAUUAUAGAAAGCGUGGAUUGCAUGGAACGACACCAGAAAUGGGAGGUAGAGGAGGUUCUGAUACACGAUCGAUACAGUCUAGCAGAAUGUCGGAGUAUUCAGCGGGAGAUUUAUCCUCAUACUAUGACACUGCAGCAAAUUCAAGAUUGUCCAUUGCAGAUAUAGGCUCAAAAUCACCUAGAAGUUCUCGCACAUCAUUUGCAGAAGGUUCUGAUUUGGACAGUCCACAUCUGCCAGGUUCUCGGCACACCCCAACACCACUCGACGAAGAUGAAAUGGAGGUUGAUCGUGAAUUGACUAAAAUUCCAUUUCACGAGAAGGUAUAUGUGAAUGGUAGAGACACUUUAACAAGAGAAUCAACUCUUGAAAAUAUGCCAAAUGAAGUGUUUGAUGUUAAACCACCCUCUCAAGCAUCAGAUUAUGACAAUGUGAAUGGUGAAAAUUUGAAUGGAAAUGCUGACUAUGACAAUUUGGAAAGCGAACCAAUAGAAUUAAACAUUGAACACAUUAAGUCUAUUCCUGUGCAAUAUGAGAUACCAGUAAAACACGAAUCAUCAAGGCCACAUAUUGUCCCGAUACCUGAUAUCCCGGUUAGAUAUGACAAUGCAGUUCCAGUUCCUGUCAAACAUGAGAGUACAAUAUCGAAUGCGCACAUAAAUCAUUCACCUAAGAUUGUUGUGAAUCCUCAUACACAGGUUCAUGCUAUACCUAUCAGUAAAUCAGACGGUUUUAUAAUCGAUGGACGAUUUCCUCCUGCGGAGGAUGUUUGGAUUGAGCGCAAAGAAAAUCAGAUAGUGGUGAACAAAGAGACAAUGGAUGUUUCUUCUAGUGUACAAAAUGGUGUAAGUUCACAGUCAUUUACAUCAUCAGUAAAGAAGCGCUCUUCAGGACGCUCCCCUUCAAACCAGUCUAGUCAUAACCCAGCAAGUCCACGACAUCGUGCGGAAUUCAGAGGGAGUCCACAGAGAGGAAAUAGCAGAAGUAGUCCAAAUACUCCUACAUAUUCUGAAAAUGGUGGUCAAGCAUUUCCAUCACCGAAAUUCGUAUCACAACUUCAGAUUCGUCGUCAACCAGGUAUAAGUACGGAACAACAGAAUGGUUAUAGUAUGCAGAUAGAGUACACAGAGCAACAGAUGCAAACACCUCAACGAUCCAGAUCAUCACAGUCUAAUGUUAAAAGGGAGAUAAAUGUUCAUCAUUUAUAAAAUGUAUAAUUAUCUCACUCUUGUAACUCAUAUAUACUCACAUAUUUUGCAUUUUUGAUACUUUAUUGUAUCAGAUAGGAUUUUAUACAUCAUAAAAUUAGAAAUUUCUCUUUGAGAUCCAUAGAUUCAAAAAGUUCUUAAAGGUUCAUCCUUCAUCAUGCUAUUAUUAUCUUUAUGUGCAGAUCAUUUUUGAAACUUUCAUAAGCAUCUUAAGUUUAAUACCCAGGUCAUCGUAUGCCAGUUUAGUUGUCGGCAAAUGGGACAGAUUUUUCAAAUAAGCAGAAGAGUUGAGAUACUAUCAACAAAAUUUUGUCAUUAUUGUUAUAGUUUUGGUAAAAAAUAUAAAUGAGUUUCACAGCCAAGGUGAGGCCUGUGGUAUCUAAAUCCAAAAUAAAGACUGUGACAUUAAUAUAAGUGAAAUACUUAUUCUUGUUUAAGUUAUUUAUAUAGUCAGAGUUUAACAUUUCAUUUUGUCAUUGCAGUCACAGUUUUGGGGGGAAGGUCAUGUAAGAAACAGGGAACAUCAUAGGUCCUGCAGUACAUCCCUGUUUCAUGUUAAUCAGAAUUUUUCCAUUUCUAGUGCUGAAAAACAGAAGAAAAAAUGUAUUUGCUUAGCAUAGGUAAUCAUUAUAUAUUAUUAUAAGCUUGAUGUAAAUGCAUUAGUGAAACUAUUACAGUUAAUAUGAUAAAUCUGCACAAGAAGUUGAUUGUACAAAGUUUGCCAAAAAACUAAGUUGAAUUUAAUUGAUAUGGGUUAAGAUUUUAAAAGUGCUAUAUUUAUAUUUAUUACAUAAAAAUCUAGGCCUGCACUUGCCAGAAGAAAGACAUCUCAAAUAUAGUAGUGCAUUUAUUACAGUAUUUGAUCCAAGGUUGUAAAAUUUAGUUUUGAGACCAGUCUCAAACUCCAGCAUCUGAUUGGUUGUCUCUGAGCACAAUUUUGAAAUUGACCAAUGGCAAGGCUGCAUUUUGAGACUGGUCUACCAGUUUGGUUUUAUAUUACCUUGGAACCUGGUUUCUGGUACUAGUUAUUGUCCAUUUGCUGAAAGCUGUUGCAAAACUACAUACAAAAUGUGGCUUAGUUUUCUUUAAACAGAAGGAAAGAAGUUAGUAAAGGAUAGUAAAAUUAUUGAAAGUUUGAUGGUCAGUUGAAAGUUAGAUAGGUCAGUAUGCACAUUGAAUUUUUCAUUUUAAGUUACAUUUCUCAAAGUGGAUAGUACUGGAAAGUAAUACCUGUUUACUCAAAAAUUAAGGAUUAUUUAACUAGCCAGUACUAAAUGAUGUGUUACACGUUUUCAAUGUUAAUUUCUUUCAACUCGUUAGGUAGACUGUUUAAAUGAAGCAUAACUGGAAAUGUAGCUACUUCAGGAUUGUGAUCUUAUUAAAAACAACAGUGAAAGCUACUUGAAUAUUUUUUUGGUGUACAGUAAUUUUGAAAGGCAACUUCCUGAAUGAUUUGGAGAUAAAGCUGUUUACAGUCUGAUGAUAGUUGUUUGCAGGGCAAGAUUAGUUAUAAAUGUUUUGUUCAGAGAAAUUAUACAGUAUAUUAAUCAUGUUAAAAAGAUGUUUGAUAUUUUACCCUGAUUAUUUUAUAUGUUGUGCAAUAUAUCUCUAGGCUCACAUCACAUGCAUAUUUAUGUAAACAAAAUAUUGUACAUAGUUACUAACGUACUGUCUUUAUUAAGGUAGAAGUUGCAGAUUGUAAUAUAAUAUGAGCCGUGCCAUGGGAAAACCAACAUAGUGGGUGUGCGACC
Mercenaria mercenaria is the source of this 5299-nucleotide messenger RNA. Its product is annotated as USP6 N-terminal-like protein. NCBI's taxonomy places the organism in Eukaryota, Metazoa, Mollusca, Bivalvia, Venerida, Veneridae. The coding region runs from base 1107 to 3548 and encodes 813 amino acids. The transcript has 16 exons. The record is from RefSeq and is a predicted model, not a curated record.